UAUAGGGUAAAUAAGUAGCUUCGAGUUAACUCGGCUGAGAAUUUGAAGCAGAGAAAGAAGCCGAAAUGAAAUUCACGGACUCACCGGUUAUAGAGCUUCAAGUGCGCGAUUCCCAUCUCUCUAUCCAACAAGACAAUGGCUCCUUCCACGUGGGCACCUCCGUCUGGCCUUGUUCGCUAGUCCUCGCCAAAUUCGUGGAGCGCUGGGCACCGCCGUCGCCCGCUACGACCGGCGCUAAUAACCCUUAUUCCGAACUCCUCGAUUUCCACAGCUUCCGCCGUCGUGCCAUCGAGCUAGGAACCGGAUGUGGAGCCGCCGGCAUGGCCUUCCACCUACUGGGUCUCCAGGACAUCAUCCUCACCGACAUAUCCCCAGUCAUGCCCGCCCUCAAACACAACCUCAAACGCAACAAACCCAUUCUGGGGAAGAACCUGAAGACGUCGGUUCUUUAUUGGAACAACAAGGAUCAGAUCAGGACCGCUAAUCCUCCGUUCGAUUUGGUGAUCGCGGCCGAUGUAGUCUACAUCGAGGAAUCGGUGGGACAUUUAGUGGGGGCUAUGGAGGCUUUAGUUGCCGACGAUGGGGCGGUUCUGUUAGGGUACCAGUUGAGAUCACCGGAAGCCGAUCAACUGUUCUGGGAAAUGUGUGAAAAUGUUUUCGUGAUCGACAAGGUCCCGCAUCAGGAUUUGCACCCUGAUUACGCUUAUGAGGAGACCGAUGUUUAUGUUUUCAGAAAGAAGAAGAACAGCAAUUAGCCUGGUAAGUUUUGGACCGAAUAUGUAUGUACACUACUGAAAUUUGGCAAUCGGGUAUAGAAAUUAUCCAUUUUUCUAGUGAAUGCCAAUAUAAGCAUAUAUAAUUGAAACUUCAAUAAUUGCUCCUUAGACUGUUUGCAGCAGAAAAAAAUGUGGGCAUUGGACUUUGCAAUCUUUAGUUGAACUUGUCAUUUGAUUAUGCAAAGUCCUGAACAGGAUUUUGUCUCUUGUCGAA
Messenger RNA from Hibiscus syriacus, 990 nucleotides. Its product is annotated as protein N-lysine methyltransferase METTL21A-like. Bases 66 to 755 code for a protein of 229 amino acids. The record is from RefSeq and is a predicted model, not a curated record. Lineage: Eukaryota; Viridiplantae; Streptophyta; Magnoliopsida; Malvales; Malvaceae. The transcript is spliced from 3 exons.